This is a messenger RNA of Candidozyma haemuli, 912 nucleotides long. RefSeq lists its product as uncharacterized. Gene Ontology annotation, biological process: mitochondrial proton-transporting ATP synthase complex assembly. The transcript has a single exon. The record is from RefSeq and is a predicted model, not a curated record. Bases 1 to 912 code for a protein of 303 amino acids. Gene Ontology annotation, cellular component: mitochondrion. NCBI's taxonomy places the organism in Eukaryota, Fungi, Ascomycota, Pichiomycetes, Serinales, Metschnikowiaceae.
AUGUCGAGACAUCUCUUAACAACGGCAAGGCUAGUGCCUAAAUUGGCCUACCCACGUGCUUCCCUACUCCGCAGCUUUGCAACGAAGCCAGAAACUCCCUUGGAAAAGUACAAACACAAGCUUGAACAGAAGGCUAAGGAAGUGGGUGCCCUGGAUGUGAACGAGCUAAAAGAGAAGCUCAAGGACGAGAUCGAGGCGAAAAAGAAGGAGUUCAAUGCUGUUGAUCCUUUGAAGGAGCUCGAAGAGUACGAACUCAAACAGGCUGAGGAGCUCAAGAAGAAGAAGAGGGUGGAAGAGACCAACCCAGCCAUCAGAGCUGCCAUCGACAAAGACACACCUAAAGAACCAUAUAAGACGCUUGCGUCGUUCAUUGACGUUGAAAAGGUGAGGGAAUUGCCUAGGAAGGAGUUGGAGUUUAUCUGGAGAGCUAGAUUCCAGAAUAAGGAAAGAACCCUUCAGGCGGUCUUGGAAGCCCAGCAGUUUGCAACCAUAUUCGCCAAUGCCUUCAAAAACCCCAACUUCGUGUUGCCGCUUCCUAGAGGUGAAGACGGGUACGAGAUCCAUUUUGUUCAAUGGGGAUUCCCUGGACCAAACACCACCCAUUGCAUGUUGACUACCUUGGCUGAGUACCAGCUUCAUAAGGAGUACGCCAAACCACACACAACGUUGAUGUUCCAUCAGGAAUUGAUUGAAGAUAAGGAGGUCGUCUUGAUGAAUGGCCAGGUCGAAUCAGACGUUUCUCUUACCUUGGACGAGGCUCAGCUUUUGGUGCUUAACGUGCAAAGAUUCUAUGGCGGUUUGAAGGAGUCUGAAGGAACCAAGAGAAAGGUCGCUUUGCUUAGAGACUUCACUGCUGGCAACCCCAACUUUGACAUGAAGAAGCUUGUCGAAGAAGCAGCCUCUUUCGAUUAA